AUGCUUUUUCGUUGCCACAACAAUAACCGCACAUCCGACCGUUCGACGAGCAUUACGUGCAUCAUUAAAACAACAACACAAUAUGUAGGAGGAGAAACAAGAAAUCAUCACCAUGGUGCCAUUAAUUUUUCUCCAUCAUCAAACAAAUUAAUUUUCAGUGAUGAUGAUGAUUUAAUGUAUAGGAUGAAAAAAGUGAUGCCAAACAACAACCAACAAUUGUUCAAUACAAGAACAUUUGACCAAAUACGUUCGUACACUACUACUGCGAAUUGUUUGAAGAGAAAAGAAGUAUCAACAAAAGCCAAAGGUAGUGGUAAUGAUACCUCCAACAAUAGUACAACAUUAUCUUCAACAACAACCUCCGCCGAACAACAGGAAACUCUCAAGUUCAAUGAUUACGACAGUUGGAACGCCCAACAAGUGGCAUUCAUGUUGACUUCUCCUAAAUCUAUUGGUGGUGCUGGGUUAUCUGCAGAAAAGGUGAAGCCUUUGCAAGAGUUUGGCUUUGAUGGCGAAUCUCUCCACAACAUUAUUGAGAAUAUCAAUAUGGAGGGCAUAAAGUAUGCCAUUGAUCAACUGAAAAGUAUUUACAACAAGAAUGACAUUCCUCAAAUCUCUGAAACUUGUCAAUCUGUUGUAUUUUGGGUGCACAAAUCUCUGCGGAAAUUCACUACUGUUCCCUCUACUUUUAUCCAAUCAGUUUUGGAUGAUUUUGAUAAACAUGUACAAACCUAUUCAAGAAACGAAAAAGAGUCUGUAUUCAAGUUCAAUGAGAAAAUGAAACAAGUUCAACUCGACAAAUCUGAUUCUCCAAUCUAUUUGUACCAGAAGAAAGAGGACACAAAUAACAAUAAUGAAAUAACUCUAUCCUCUUGGGCCAUAUCUUGCGAUUUAGGUCCUACAUUUCCUGCAAACAAAUAUGAUGAACAUUUUAAAUUUAUCACCUCGGAUGGUAUAGUUCAUCCAGUGUUGGCAUUAAUAGAAGCACCUGGAACUGGAAAAACUUACUUUGCAUAUCAUUUAGUUUCUAAAGGAUAUACUGUGUUAAUUAUACAAUCAAAGCACAAAAAUAUCAUAUCGAAUUCAUUGGAAAUGAUAUUUAACAUUUCACGAAACAGUUCUAAUUUGAGAGGGUUAUUAGAUAGCGAAACAAAACGGUUCAUUAAGUCAUACUUGAUUGUGGCAGAUAUUAUUAUUAAUGCUAGAUUGGAUCCUAAAGAUACUAAAAAGACCAAUCUAUAUUUAUGUAAAUACAUCUUGAAUGGAGGUUUUAAAAUGGUACAAGAAGCUUAUAACAAUAAUUAUGAACAGCAUGGUUUUUCUCCACAACUAGAAAAAGUUAUGUUUUUCAUUGACGAAGCUCAUGAUUUUAACGAUUUUGAUGGCCAAAUUCCUCGAACAACAAAAAACACUGACAACGGAAACCUAUUAACUCUCCUCACUUCAAAUAUGAGAGAUUACGGGGGUGUAGUAUUAACAACAACCUUUGCAAGUGCUGUAGAAGGCAAAAUUGAAAAGAAAAUAUCUAAAGAAGGUAACUCUAAACAAGUCUUUGAAAAGUUUUCCUACCACUUUACAAACCCACUUCCAAUAUUGCACGCGAAACAAGUAACAAAUUUUUUGGACAUGUUUAUAGACACCAGUAGAAAAGGUCACAAUAAUCCAGAUAUUUGGAAGCUUGUUGCAACAUUUUUACAAGGUCCAACCAGACGAUGUGAAGAAUUACUUCAACAAUUAUAUCUAGAGUUGUGCAAGGACUCAACACCUCAAUUUAAAUCUUUUACAGAGUUUAUAUAUACAAAUCUUUGCACUCUCGUUUUUGACAGAAAGGGUUACGGAACAGAAAAAAUUGACAAUCCCUUAUACAAGAGUUUGUUUUACCGAUUAGCCUUGCUUGGAGAGGCAAAUUUAACAGAAGCUUUGCAUAUUGUCUCAACACAAACAAGUAUAUCGAAAGAGAUCGAAGAUGCUUCCAAGUUCUUGUUAACACAUGGGUUAAGUUACACUUUUGAUUAUACUAACAAAAUAUAUAAGGUUGUCAGUCCAAUAGAAAGGAUGAGAUUAUUGAAGACUCUUCAAAAAGAUGAGUCUAAGGGUGAUUGGUUUUUAAAUUCUCACAAGCAAUUAAGUAAUAUUGGUGAUAUUUCACCUCUCUCUGAAGUUGCUUCUGUAUAUUUUAUUUUGAACCAUUUUGAAUUCUUUAAACAACAAUUCCCAGGGACAUAUUUGCAAAACUAUUAUUUAGCUGCCAAGUAUUAUGUUGAAGAUUCAGAAGUCUCCAAAGAUUCAUUGAAUAAUGACUUCAAAAUUUCAUCUCUUCUCAUUAACACCAUACACUGCAAUAUGAAAGGAUUUCAAACAGAGAAAUAUCCUUUAACUGGAAAUGAUGACGAUCUUUUACCUCGAUUUUUAGUCCGUCCAUGCCACAAUGCAGGACCUGAUGUAUUGGGAAUGUUAAAACGUUCUUCAAAAGUUAACGAUGAUACAAUUCCUUUAUGCAUUCCAAUUGUUGCAGCAGUAACAAGGAAAACAGGAGACAAUUUAAAAUUCAAGAAAAACUAUGCUACAACUGAUCUUUCCAAUUUGUAUUAUGAAAAUUUGGAAACGAAUAAGUCUCCACCAACGAAUGACCUUACACUGAAGGAAAGAAAUUCCUUGAACACAGCUAUUACUGACAUUGUGAAAGCAGGAAAAAUGUUGAGAAUAUUAUUUCAUCCAAAUGAAACCUUCAGCAACACUCCUCUCAGUGAUAGGAUUCAACAAUACGAUCAUGAUGAUGCACCGCAAAUAAUUUUCUCUGAUCAUGCAGUCCUGACCAAGAAGGGACAUUGUAUUUAUGAAAUUUCGAAAAAUAAUUCAGUAUGGCAAAAUUAUCUCAACAACAAGAACUUGUCUGCUGUGGCUGAUGUAUUCCAACAAUGA
Naegleria fowleri is the source of this 2922-nucleotide messenger RNA. RefSeq lists its product as uncharacterized. The transcript has a single exon. The record is from RefSeq and is a predicted model, not a curated record. Bases 1 to 2922 code for a protein of 973 amino acids. NCBI's taxonomy places the organism in Eukaryota, Heterolobosea, Eutetramitea, Acrasida, Naegleriidae.